Molecule: messenger RNA, 897 nt
Organism: Caenorhabditis remanei
Lineage: Eukaryota; Metazoa; Nematoda; Chromadorea; Rhabditida; Rhabditidae
Exons: 5
Coding region: 1-897 (298 amino acids)
Source: RefSeq, a predicted model, not a curated record
AUGUCUCGAAGCAAACCACUGGCUUAUCAGUCCUCCAAAGCAGUCCUAGAGUAUAUCAGUUUUUGGAAGAGAAAACAUUUUUAUACCAUGUGCCCAGCAAUCAGAAAAAUGGAAGACAUUUUGCCCUAUCACCUUGAAUUAGUCGAGCUGUUUCGUCUGUGUCAAGAUGAUAUCAUAAUGGCUAUUGAUUCUUUUCGAUUUCAUUUUUGGGAGUAUAAGGGAAACCAAAUGGUUAUGAUAAACCUUUCGACGGAUGAACGUGUUGUCCGGCUAACCUAUUUGGGACCCGAGCAGGCAGCGGAAAAAUUUUUAUUGUAUCAUUUAAGCAGAGAGGGGACACGCAUCAAGAAUGUUAAGUUGACUACCGGACCAGAGUUCAUUUCGAAAUGCAUACCAAUAGCUAUCAAAAACAUGACUGUUAUCAGAACCGAUGCAUGGUUCCCAACAAGUGUUCCAAUUGAAAAUGUGGAAGUAGAUACUACAGUUCGAGAAGAGACUCUGAAAAUGGCGAAACACGUGACAGUGGAAAUUCCGAGGCAUAUCGCAGAAAGAGCCAACCCAAAAAUAUUAUCAGAAUGGAAUUGUAAAUCGAUCCGAAUUGAGUCGUGGAUGAAAAGUGAAGAGAUUGCGGACUACUGUAACAAAGUAUCAAAAAGAACCGAUAGACCGAUUGGAAGUAGGUUGAUGGCAAUACACAGUCCACCUGUAGAACUCGUGUUUGAUAUUCUUCACUCAAAAAUGAAUGCCAGAAAGACAAUGUUGAAUGGCAGAAAAUGUGCAACAAUUGCAAUCGAUGAGUCGACAGAGUUGAACGUAUACGAUUCGAGAGGACGUAUACGAUCCUAUGUGGUUGUGGAAGUCUGUGCGAGAGGGACUGCAAUCGACAAAGUUGUUUGA